CCUUCCCCAGCCUCAGUUGAGAGACCACACUCACAGCUGCGACCCGUAAAAAGUGCCAUUAUUUUUAUGUGAUCUGUGAUAAUAUAUUCGUGAAACAAAAUGAAGCUUCACUUAACACUGGUCGUUGCGGUUGGAUUAUUUUAUUCAGGUGAUUGUCAGUCGCUACAGUGUCCGAAGGUUCGUACGACUAGCGGAUGGCUGGACCUCUUUCCUAUACCGUGCCAGAAGAACAAAGACUGUAGCGUCAUGGGCGCUCAACAUGUUUGUUGCAAAGGUUUCUGCACUAAGGGGAUAAAAGCGGCUUCGCAAUUACGAGUGGCGAGUAGUGUUACCGAGGCGAGCACAAGCUCAACUUCAAGCACCACCCCAAGCACAAGCACAAGCACAAGCACUAGUACCACAACAACCACAACCACAACCACAACCACAACGACCACUACAACCCCGAGUACCACCAGCACGACCACAACGACCACGACCACGCCGCCGCCGACCACGACCACGACCACAGAGUCACCGCGACCUUUCCUUCAAUUACUACCAAUACAAACAACACCGAAGAACGCUCCAGUCAAAUCAGCGAAGACUCAGAAGCUGGUGUGUCCAAAACAAUCGGCGCCAGUGAAUUUAUUUUCUAUACCGUGCGAUAAGAACUCGCAGUGCCGAGCUAGUAGCGGACCGGGGCAGGUUUGCUGUCAAGGCCAAUGCGUGAAGGGAGUGCCAGCCCCAAUUUCUGAACAGACACACCAACCUAUCCUUGGUGUGAUACCUCGCGAGUGUCCGACCGCGCCUCUCGGUGAGCUACUCUUUGAGGUGCAAACCUGCAAGCGUGACUCCGACUGCUGGCCGCGUGUGUGCUGUCCUGAUGGAGGGCGUUCAUACUGUCGUACAGCGCGAGCUCGUCUCGACCUUGUGCCAGUCGCUAAUAGGAUUGAAGCGCCCGUACGUAUGCUGGAGUCAUACUUGCAGUGUACGGCACCACCAGCUCGUGAACUGUUCCCCCAGCGUUGUAGCUCCAGCGUGGACUGUUUCCCCAAUCUUUGUUGCGCGGAAGGCGGAGUUAAGAACUGCCGCCCUCCAGCCAGGAGCCUAUUUGCAUUACUUGCCGGAGUCGCCCAGCGAUUGGGCUGAUAUAUGAAAAACGUCAAGGAACAUCGCAGUGAUAAUAGAUAUACUUAAAAUGUAAAUAGAUUAAAUAAAUUAUAUGUAGUAUUAUUUUUUUCAUCUCAAUUUUUAUUAAAUUUAUUUAAAUAAAA
Danaus plexippus (monarch butterfly) is the source of this 1256-nucleotide messenger RNA. Its product is annotated as integumentary mucin C.1. NCBI's taxonomy places the organism in Eukaryota, Metazoa, Arthropoda, Insecta, Lepidoptera, Nymphalidae. The record is from RefSeq and is a predicted model, not a curated record. The transcript is spliced from 7 exons. Bases 100 to 1131 code for a protein of 343 amino acids.